AUGAACCCCCAUUUUCCGUUUGUUUUGGUGCCUCCGAUACCAAUAGAGAUGCUGAAUUGCCAAAAACCGGCUGUCUGCUUGGCGGUUCUGGCUGUAGCCUCCUUUGACAACGCCACCACGCAGCAGAUGCUUGGAGAGCUUUUCAACAAAUUGGUUACCCUUCGGAUGAUGGAUGGCAAUUUUGCGUCUCUCGAGAUGCUUCAAGGGCUCCUGAUUUUCUUAGCAUGGGCACAAUAUCAACCACGACCAAAACGGUAUUCGCAACACUUGGGUCUAGCCGUCAGUAUCAUAUCCGAUUUGAGAAUGGAUCGACCAAAGAAUACGAAAUUAUGGGGAUUAGAUUCUAAGAACGAGGAUAGUGUCCACGACUGGACGCCAGAUGAGGUCAGGGCGGUUGCUGGAACGUACUAUUUGGCAUCCAGUACGUCUGUUCUUUUGCAGAAAUCUCGAAGUUUUGGGUACAGGCCUUACUACUUACAACGAUGUGAGGCGCUGAGCGCCUUGCAAUUGGAGCCCUCGGACAAAUAUUUGUCUCUAAUUAUUCGGAUGCAACGAAUGAUCGAGGCAAUCAGUGAUACUAUGGCUGGGGAGCCCGAAUCCAGUUAUUUACCACCGCCGGGAUUAAGGAUAGAAGAACUGGCAAAUGAGUUGACAACGGUGAAGGCAGCUAUAUCCUUCCCGCUGAGCGAAAAUCGAAUUUUGUCACUGCAAGUACACAUAGCGGAGCUGCUCCUCGGCCAGUCAGGACCAGGCGAAAGCCUUUUCGGACUUGACAAGCUCCAGGAAGGUCGUGUUUCCUACGACAACCCUCAUGAAUUCCUACAGUGGUUGUCAGGUAGUAUCUUCGCCGUGAAGUCCAUAGUCAAUAUCUCUCUUGCACUUCCUGUAGGAGACGAGGCCAUAAUCACGAAUAUGGAGUGGAUUGCACUCUAUUGCGGACUUUCUCUUGCAACAAGGCUAGAUAUUGUGGCAACACAUCCAAACAUUUGCCAACAGACGAAGCAGCUGAGGCAGUUUACCGAUAUGGCUCACGUUUUGCGCCAAACAAUACUGCGAUUGGAGUCGGCUUCAGUUUCGAUUAAGGAUCCCGGUGGUGAGAACAAUGUGUUUUUGCACCUCGCAAAACGAGCAAAGUUCUUGGAAACCUGGUACCUUGGCCGACUAGCGCAGUAUGCAACCACUACAAGUAGAAUCAACUCGUCGGCUAUAAGAGACUACGCGCCAACUUUGGAUCCAAAUAUGGGCUGCUUGGACACGGAGACGAAUAGUGGAACUAAUGGCCACCAUAUUUCGGACAUGCUUGCAAGUCUGCAGGCAGAAUAUGAUUUUGGCAGCUUUACUUUUGCACUGCCCGGCCCUUUUGAUCUCUAA
Messenger RNA from Pochonia chlamydosporia 170, 1371 nucleotides. RefSeq lists its product as hypothetical. Gene Ontology annotation, cellular component: nucleus. Gene Ontology annotation, biological process: regulation of DNA-templated transcription. Gene Ontology annotation, molecular function: DNA-binding transcription factor activity, RNA polymerase II-specific; transcription cis-regulatory region binding. The record is from RefSeq and is a predicted model, not a curated record. The transcript is spliced from 4 exons. Lineage: Eukaryota; Fungi; Ascomycota; Sordariomycetes; Hypocreales; Clavicipitaceae. Bases 1 to 1371 code for a protein of 456 amino acids.